Molecule: messenger RNA, 1288 nt
Organism: Cyclopterus lumpus (lumpfish)
Lineage: Eukaryota; Metazoa; Chordata; Actinopteri; Perciformes; Cyclopteridae
Gene: txndc15
Product: thioredoxin domain containing 15
Exons: 6
Coding region: 134-1180 (348 amino acids)
Biological process (GO): cilium assembly
Cellular component (GO): cilium
Source: RefSeq, a predicted model, not a curated record
UCCGCGGUGCAACGCGUAUCUUCUUCCGGCGCCGCUCGCUAGAAAACAUCCUCUCUCGCCUCAACAACAUGUCGUUAAGGCCGGUCACAUUCGCGUCUAGCUAAAUUUGGAGAACUAAAUUUAUUAAUUAAAUAUGACGUGGAUUUUAAAUAAACUCCACAUCCGGUGCGUUUUGAUAUUCGCGUUGUAUCACUCUGACGUGUUGAAGUAUUCGGCUGUGACCGCGCAAGAGAGCGACGAUUCCCUGGAGCUCACGCUAUCGGAGGACGCGUUGUCCGAAAUGGAAAACAGCCCCAGAUUCGUGGAGUUGGAGGACCUGGACUCUCCGCCGAAGAGGCAGUUCAAGACGGCGGAGAUCGCGGAUGCCGUCAUGGGAACCGAAGCCCCCAUGGACCCCUCCGACAUCGAGUCCCUGUUCCCCAAAAAUGUGAAAGACUUCCAGUCGGGCUUCUCUCCGCCUUGCGAUGAGAACGGCGACCGGUGCGGAUCCCCCGACCCCGGAGCGUCGAUGGAGGACAUGAGCGAGGAACCGUCGCAGCAGAUCACUCUCGACAUGGUGCACGCCGACCUCCCGUCAGCGGAGGAGCAGAACGCCACGGAGACCGCCAAGACCUACAAGGUGACCUGCGACAGGAGGAACGUCACGGGAAUUGACAAUUUCGCCGUGCAGGUCCUGAACGCGUCGCAGGACCUGAUGGAGUACCUGAACGCCAACGGCACCGAGUGCUCCGUAGUGCUGUUCUUCACCUCCUGGUGCCAGUUCUCAGCCAGCCUGGCCCCUCAUUUCAACGCCCUGCCCCGAGUCUUUCCCAGCAUGCACUUCCUGGCACUGGAUGCCUCGCAGCACAGCAGCCUCUCCACGAGGUUCGGGACCGUGGCCGUGCCCAACAUCCUGCUGUUCCAGGGGGCCAAACCGAUGGCUCGCUUCAACCAAACCGACAGAACGCUGGAGACGCUCACCUCCUUCAUCGGCAACCAGACAGGGUUUGAGGUCGGCCCCGACAACAACGUGACCGACACGGACCGCCUCGGCCCCCUCCUCAGCGCCCCGGUGAGGAGCAUCGACUGGCUGCUGGUCUUCUCCAUCCUCUUCAUCGCGGGCUUCACCACGUACGCCAUCCUGCGGACGGACAGCAUCCGCUGGCUCAUCCCGGGACAGGAGCACGAGCAUCAGGACUGAGGCCUCGGUCGAGUCGCGCCGACGUGGACCAUUUAAUUUGUUAUGAAGAUAUAAAUAAAUGAACAGUGAGCUAAUUUGCUAACGUUUCGAGAUAUAUAUAUAUAUAUA